AUGAAUAUUUUUAGAAGUGAGAAUAUGGGAUAUUACCACUUGAUUCUUCCAAGAGAAUCAAGCUGGGAAGUAAUGAAUGAGUUAGGAGGACUAUCCCUUUUACAUUUUAUAGAUUAAAAUCCUGAUCUGCCAAACGUCAAUAAGGCAUUCACAAACUACAUUAAGAGAUGUGAUGAAGUUUUAUUCAAGCUAAACCUGAUAAAAAAGCAAAUGCAAAAUUUCGAUAAAGAAAUUAACAAGCCAGAUAAUUUCAAAGACUUGCAAGGAUAUUUUAACAAAAUAUUGCAAGAAAGGGAAAAAGCUGGAUAAACUUAUUUCGAAGAGAUAGAAGACUCUGUUUAUUAAAAAGCAACUUAGUUAGAAGAGUAAAUAAAUAACUACACAAAUUUGUAAGACAAAUAAGAUCAUCUCGUUGAGUAUAAAGAUGUUCUUAUAAAAGCAAAGACUAUUCUAGGUCCUUCUUUUUUUAAGAACUAAUAAGAAAUUGAUGAAGAAGCCAGCAUUUAGAGUGUAUAAGAAUCUGUGAGUGGAUUACAACAAAUUGAUAUAAAUUAAAGUUAAUUGAGUUUAGCUAUGAGAGAUAUGAACAUUCCCUUAUAAAAACAUCAUGGUAUAAAUAUAGAAUCCAAUUUAAAGCUUAACUAUGUUGUUGGAACUGUAUCAGAUAGUGAUGCAGCUAAGUUUUAGAAAACAAUUUUCAGAAUUACAAAGGGUAAUAGCUGGGUAAUAAUGCAAAAUUUAGAACAAAAACAAUAAAACGAAGUUUCAGCCAAUGUGAUGCCUUAAAAAGUUGGAAGAUCAGUAUUUUUGAUGUUGAUUCCGGGACAACAAGCUGGAUUUAUUAAUUAAAAAAUUUAAAGAAUAUGUGACUCUUUUGGCGUUAACAAAUAUCAAUUUCCAGAAACCCCUGAUAAAUAUGAGAAGAGGUUACAAGACUUAGAUAAUUAAAUAAGAGAUUCUCGUCACCUUUUAAAGUUGACAUAAAGAGAAAUAAAUGACUUCUUAGAAACAUUCUCAUAAAAUAGAAACGAUUGCAAAUGCUCCUACAUUGAAGAGCUAAUUUAUUAUAUUGAAAAAGAAAAACUCCUUUACACGAACCUAAACUACUUAAAAGCUUAAUCAACUCACUACCAUGGAAAUUGCUGGCUACCCAAAGAUGAAGAAGAAUCUAUACUUAAAGCAUUAUAGAAUAUCAGAUUAAGGUAUCCUCAUUUACCAAAUGGAUAAUUACAGGAAGUUAUCCCUGCAGCGGGUGUCCCUCCAACCUAUUUUAAAUUAAAUGAUUUCACUAGAGUGUUUUAGGUUAUUGUCAAUACAUAUGGUGUUCCAAGAUAUAAAGAAGUAAAUCCUGGACUCUUUACAAUAGUUACAUUUCCUUUCUUGUUUGGAGUCAUGUUCGGAGAUAUUGGUCAUGGUUUUUUACUCUUCGUAAUAGGAUGUUACUUAUGUUUAUGGAAGGAAAAAAUAGAAAACGAUCCAAGUAGUACGUUUAAAUUAAUGUUACCUGCUAGAUAUAUAAUAAUAAUGAUGGGUUUCUUUGCAACUUUUUGUGGUUUAAUUUACAAUGAAUUCUUUUCAAUAGUAUUUAACAUAUUUGGAAGUUGCUAUAAUCUAGAAGAAAUAAAUGGUACUUAAACUAUAACUAAGAUACCUGACUGUGUCUAUGAUUUUGGUUUUGAUCCCAUUUGGAUGUUGACAUCUAAUAAUUUAACAUUUUAGAAUUCUUUUAAAAUGAAAUUUGCUGUUAUUAUUGCUAUUAUUCAUAUGAGCUUAGGUAUUUGUAUGAAAGCUUUCAAUGCUAUUUUUUUCAAAUCUAAAGCUGACUUUUAUUUUGAGUUUCUACCUUAAUUAUUGUUCCUUCUCCUAACAUUUGGUUAUAUGGAUUUCCUUAUCAUAAUAAAGUGGGUAUAGAAUUGGACAUAACAUAUAUUAGAAGCAAAUCCUCCUCCUUCUAUUAUUACACUUAUGAUUAAUAUUCCAUUAAAAGGAGCAGAUCCUGCUGGUGCUGCACUAUUUGGACCUAGUGACGCUGGCAUAUAAAAAAGCAUUGGAAUAAUCUUUUUAUUGAUUGCUAUAGUUUGCGUUCCAAUAAUGCUGCUUCCUAAACCUUUUAUAUAGAAUUAUAUAAAUAAGAAAAAACAUCAAGCCUUAAAUGGAGACUUGGACGAUCACAACUAAGACAAAAAAUAUUUGAUAAGAGAAGAACAUAAGAGUGAAAUAUCUCCUAGACAUGAUAGCCAACAAGGUCAUAACAAUUUACAAGAAAUUCCUCUUGAUGAUCUCUAAAAGGAUCUAGAAUAAUAUCAAAAGAAUAUUGAAAUUCAUCAUAAUGUAAAUAACGAGUAAAUUAGUGAUGACCACCAUAUUGAAGUAGGUGAACAUGAAGGAUUUGCUGAUUUAUUUGUUCACUAAGUUAUUGAAACUAUUGAAUUUGUUCUUGGUUCAAUCUCAAAUACAGCUUCAUAUUUAAGACUGUGGGCUCUAUCUCUUGCUCAUGGUUAACUUUCAAGGGUUUUCUUCCAAAAAGCUCUUCAACCUUUUAUUGAAAUGGAUGGAGGAGUAUAAAUUAUAGCAUUGAUUAUAGGUUAUUAUGUUUUUGCUCUAGUUACAUUCGGUGUACUUAUGUGCAUGGAUGUCAUGGAGUGUUUCUUGCAUGCUUUAAGACUUCACUGGGUUGAAUUCUAAAGUAAAUUUUAUAAAGCUGAUGGUUAUGCUUUCGUUCCCUAUUCGAUCGAAAAGCAUUUUAUAGAACUAUCAUAAAGUAAAGAUGCUUGA
Tetrahymena thermophila SB210 is the source of this 2775-nucleotide messenger RNA. Its product is annotated as V-ATPase A subunit 9-2 isotype of the V0 sector. NCBI's taxonomy places the organism in Eukaryota, Ciliophora, Oligohymenophorea, Hymenostomatida, Tetrahymenidae. Gene Ontology annotation, molecular function: proton-transporting ATPase activity, rotational mechanism; ATPase binding. The transcript has 11 exons. Gene Ontology annotation, cellular component: vacuolar proton-transporting V-type ATPase, V0 domain; vacuolar proton-transporting V-type ATPase complex. Gene Ontology annotation, biological process: vacuolar acidification; proton transmembrane transport. The record is from RefSeq and is a predicted model, not a curated record.